GAUCAUUUUGGGAUGUUGAACCUCUGAACCUUCCAACCCCUGAAGUCUGACGCAACACUGCACCUCGCAGAGAGUGUGCCAACGGGUCUGGUGGCUCCACAAUAACUGGCCCUCUUUCCCCCGAGGCAAAGCUAUAGGAAUGGGGAAGAUUGAUUGUGCGUUGCGUUUUGGAGGAAGAUCGCAUGCGUGCGGUCAGUAGCCUAGCAGCGAGCCAGUGCACAAGUGACCCGGCCUCCCUCUCACAUUACGCCCUAUAUAUAACAUCCCCCCUCCUCGUCCUCCUCCCACCCUCUCUCCCUCUCUCUCUCCCUCUCUCACUACUUCCCUGGAACCACUCCGGACUCGGCUGUCUCUCCUCUCAUCUGCUUUUCCUCUUGGUCUAGCGUCUCUCUCUGCGUGCUGACACCCGAACUCCAGCCUAGCCCAGCCUGUGUUUACCCUCUCUGUGCCUGGCAACGGGCUGCAUGCUCCGGAUUACCGGAGGCCCUUCCUUUCAACACGACGCGCUCUGCCUCUCUUCAGCUUCCUACACUCAGUCUCCCUGGGAACUAACGGGGUCCCGCCAGAGGUGCGAGAGGAGAGUUGUGGAGGAGAGCCGUGACUUGAGACUCCCCAGUCCUUCCGCCUUCCACAGCUGGCUACGGUCCUCUCCUGCUCCGUCCGGGGGAGCCUUCUCCGACUUUGCGAUACUCCAUCGGUCCGCAGCGUGGUUUCUCCCCGUCGUUCCCGGGCGGUUCCGUGUGAGGCAGCCUCAGGGGGGUUUCGUCCAACCGGGUGGAUCUCCCGGAGCACUGUGAUGGAUCACUCCCUCUUUGGGUGCCUCCGUAGCCCCCACGCCCCGGCCCAGGCCCUGCACCCGCACCCUGCCUUCGCCCAGUCCCCGCUGGCGCUGCACGGACGCUCCGACCACGUCUCCUACCCCGACCUGCCCGGUUCCUCGCCUCCCUGCGGGGGGUACUCCGGACCCGGGGAGGAUGGGGUGUACGGAGGACACCUGCCCCAGCAACACCCUCACCACCCGCAGCACCAGACCCACCAGACCUCUUGGCACAUCCCCCCGAUGCCCUCGCCCAACACCAGGCACGGCCUCUGCCUGGCCCCGCAGGACAGCCAAGCCUCCGGUCUGUGUGGCUCCGGUGCCAACCCGGGUCUGGGAGGAGGUGGUGAUUCCACAGGUGUAUCCUGUGCCUCCGGGGACUCUGGCCGACAGACGAUGUCCCCCGACGAGACGGAACGGAGGCGCAACGGUAAAGGGAAGAGUGACAGCUCGGAUUCCCAGGACGGGAGCUAUAAGUCUGAUGUGAGCAGCAAACCCAGGAAGGAGAGGACAGCGUUCACCAAGGAACAGAUCAGGGAACUGGAGUCGGAGUUUGCACACCACAACUACCUGACCAGACUGAGGCGAUACGAGAUCGCUGUCAAUCUUGACCUCACAGAGAGACAAGUGAAGGUGUGGUUCCAAAACAGACGGAUGAAAUGGAAGCGUGUUAAAGGGGGUCAGCAGGGGGCGGUGGCCCGGGAGAAAGAACUGGUCAACGUGAAAAAGGGAACGCUGUUACCCUCUGAGUACUCUGGCAUGGUGGGAGGACUACACCACUCCGUCAGCUCCCCUGGUAACGAGGACAGUCACGACAGCGACCUCAGCUCUGAGCACGCUCAGUUAUGACCCCUGAUCCGCAGCACAAAUGUCAUGUUUGCGACAAUUCGGACAAACAUCUAAAAAUGCAGCGAGUCGAUGAGAUCAUCUUGCAUUUGUAGGUAGCUAGCUCAGUUCUUUGGAUUCUAGUCAGAACUCAAAGGAAACAUAUGGGCCUGUGUACUCAAUAUCCUCAGAGGAGAGGAAAAACACGUAGGCCUACUCGAGAACCAGCGACAGCAGGUGUUCCAACUGAAGGUGUUUCUUGACUGGCAAAUCGUUGAAGGGAGGAAAAAGAUCAAACAAAAGGUAAGGAAGAAGAAGGAAUGGAAGGAGGAUAGAAGGAAUUUGUGAUGUGUUGCUUGUGAGCAAAUCCACAAGCUCCUGAGACUGUAUAUUAGGAAUACAAUUGGUUGUUAUUGUGAACAUUCCAUACGUGCCUUGCAUUGAUUGAAUGGCUUGGACUUUUGCACUGUCAAAUGUAAAAUUCUACUGUAUUUACUCAGUUUGGAUUGCAAAAAUCAUUCAAUGAAUUUUAGGUAAACAUUUGGAAUUUAUUUGAGCUAUGCUGUUUAACUUAACAACGUAACUGAAUGACACAUUUAAGUAAAAUUCAUAAUGACCAUUGAUGCAUCGCUUUUAAAAAUCCUAAAAGUUUACUUUUUUUGUGAAAGAAUUAUAAUAAUU
Messenger RNA from Esox lucius (northern pike), 2323 nucleotides. RefSeq names its product mesenchyme homeobox 2b (gene meox2b). The record is from RefSeq and is a predicted model, not a curated record. Gene Ontology annotation, molecular function: RNA polymerase II cis-regulatory region sequence-specific DNA binding; DNA-binding transcription factor activity, RNA polymerase II-specific. Gene Ontology annotation, biological process: positive regulation of transcription by RNA polymerase II. Gene Ontology annotation, cellular component: nucleus. Lineage: Eukaryota; Metazoa; Chordata; Actinopteri; Esociformes; Esocidae. The transcript is spliced from 3 exons. The coding region runs from base 797 to 1666 and encodes 289 amino acids.